Messenger RNA from Betta splendens (Siamese fighting fish), 1536 nucleotides. It is a transcript of the gene paqr8, whose product is annotated as progestin and adipoQ receptor family member VIII. Gene Ontology annotation, biological process: response to steroid hormone. Gene Ontology annotation, molecular function: nuclear steroid receptor activity; steroid binding. Lineage: Eukaryota; Metazoa; Chordata; Actinopteri; Anabantiformes; Osphronemidae. The transcript has 2 exons. Bases 275 to 1351 code for a protein of 358 amino acids. Gene Ontology annotation, cellular component: plasma membrane. The record is from RefSeq and is a predicted model, not a curated record.
GACCCCGCCCACACAUCCACUCAGCCGGCUGGUCGGUCAGCUGUGUUUCUGCCCAUUUCGCCUGUGCUGACACUGACAUACCGCCACCUCCACCUCGACAUGUUCUAGCUGCACGGCGUUCCUCUGUCAGCAGGAGGACGGUGUGUAGUUUACCGCAUAUAAAAAGCGAGCGCUCUUUGCAGCGGACUCCGCCGGCUCCAGGGGCGCUACAGGUGUCAAGUUGAUUCAAACAGCCCCUCUCCUGUGUCUCUAUCUCAUCUUCCCUGCAUUCACUAUGUCUGGCGAUAUCCUGCAACGUCUCAGCACCUUGAACCUGAACAUCAAGCACCUGAACCUUCUUCCACACCUCCCGCGCCUCAUCCCAUCCUCCCUGCCCUCACCCAGCCCCACUGUCGCCGCCUCGCAGGUCCCCACGCUCUUCCAAGAACCCUACAUCCUGUCGGGCUACCGACCUCUGAAGCAGGACUGGCGCUGCUACCUCCUCAGCCUCUUUCAGAAACACAACGAAUCCCUGAACGUGUGGACUCAUUUGCUGGCAGGCCCCGUGCUGCUGCUCCGCUGGUGGGCCAACGUAGGUGCCCUGGGGUACACCUUGGAUGCCUCUUCUUUACCUCUGACUCUCUUCUUAGUGUCCUCGCUGACCUAUCAAUUCCUCAGCGUGACGGCUCACCUUUUGCAGUCCCACUCCGAACAUGCACACUAUUUUUUCUUCUUCAUGGAUUACGUGGGUGUUGCCGUGUAUCAGUACGGUUGCUCGCUCGGCCAUUAUUUCUACGCUUCUGAGCUGGGGUGGAGAGAAAGCUAUGUGGGGCUGAUGUUUUUGCCAGGAGCUGCAUUCUUUGGGUGGCUGUCCUGCGCUGGCUGCUGUUUCGCCAAAUCUAGGUAUCGCCGGCCUUAUCCACUACAGCGGAAAAUCUGCCAGCUGAUCCCCACCACCCUGGCGUACAUUUUGGACAUAAGUCCCAUAGUCCACCGCCUCUUCACCAUCUCCUGGACCCAAGAGCCAUCACUGCACUUCCAUGCCCUCCAGAUCGCCUCCUUCCUUCUUUCCGCCCUCUUCUUCUCCUUCCCCAUUCCUGAGCGGUUCUUCCCAGGUCUCUGUGACUUUGUGGGCCAUGGUCACCAGAUCUUCCAUGUGUUUCUGUCAAUGUGUACCGUGUUCCAGCUGGAAGCCCUGUUCCAGGACUACGCCAGGCGAAGGGAUACGAUAGUGGAGGUAUUUGGAGAGAGGCAGCUGUGGUGGGCCUGUGUAUCCUUCCCCGCCCUGUUCUUGUGCUGUACGCUGACGGCGCUCCUCACAAUGAGUCACGUGAGCAAACAACUGCAGGGUAAACAAGGCCGUGAUAAGUGAAGGGCGUAUGUUUGUGUAUGUGUGUCUGAUAAAGAGAGGGCAAAAGAGAAUUGUGUUUGAUUGCAUAUAAUUUGAAUAAUGUAAUAACAUACCAAAACUUGUGUAUUUUAUGUUUUUACUGGAUCGGUUUGAUUGAAAAGUGUGAGUACUGAGAGUGUUGUGACCAAUAAAACAAUGUAAAAGAG